AUGGCUCAAGAAGUUCCUACAUUCAAAUUAGUUUUAGUUGGUGACGGUGGUACCGGUAAAACCACUUUUGUUAAAAGACAUUUAACUGGUGAAUUCGAAAAAAAAUACAUUGCUACUUUAGGGGUUGAAGUCCAUCCAUUAGGAUUCCACACCAACUUUGGGGAAUUGAAAUUCGAUGUUUGGGAUACUGCUGGUCAAGAAAAAUUUGGUGGUUUAAGAGACGGUUACUAUAUUAACGGUCAAUGUGGUAUCAUUAUGUUUGAUGUCACUUCAAGAAUCACUUAUAAAAACGUUCCAAACUGGCAUAGAGAUUUAGUCAGAGUUUGUGAAAACAUUCCAAUUGUUUUAUGUGGUAACAAAGUUGAUGUUAAAGAACGUAAAGUCAAAGCUAAAACCAUCACUUUCCACAGAAAGAAGAACUUGCAAUACUACGAUAUCUCUGCUAAAUCCAACUAUAACUUUGAAAAACCAUUCUUGUGGUUGGCUAGAAAAUUGGUUGGUAAUCCACAAUUAGAAUUCGUUGCCUCCCCAGCUUUGGCUCCACCAGAAGUUCAAGUUGAUGCCGACUUGAUGCAAAAAUACCAACAAGAAAUGGAACAAGCUACUGCUUUACCAUUGCCUGAUGAAGAUGAUGCUGAUUUGUAA
Messenger RNA from Candida albicans SC5314, 645 nucleotides. RefSeq names its product Ran GTPase (gene GSP1). Bases 1 to 645 code for a protein of 214 amino acids. The transcript has a single exon. Gene Ontology annotation, molecular function: GTPase activity; GTP binding. NCBI's taxonomy places the organism in Eukaryota, Fungi, Ascomycota, Pichiomycetes, Serinales, Debaryomycetaceae. Gene Ontology annotation, cellular component: nucleus; cytoplasm. The record is from RefSeq and is a predicted model, not a curated record. Gene Ontology annotation, biological process: ribosomal subunit export from nucleus; protein import into nucleus.